Molecule: messenger RNA, 3441 nt
Organism: Cuscuta campestris
Lineage: Eukaryota; Viridiplantae; Streptophyta; Magnoliopsida; Solanales; Convolvulaceae
Source: the annotation of a GenBank genome assembly
UCUUCAAUUUUCCAUUCCAAGUUUCCACACUUUUCUUUGAUUAGAAAACAAAUAAUUAUUAACUGCAUACCUAUCUGCAUUUAUUACAUAUACCCCUAGCUCUUCCAUUGAAGGAUCAUUUCAAGAAUCUGCAACUCUUAUACCAUUUAUAUACAUUCUAAUAUAAAAAAACAAAUUAAAAUGGAGGGAAUACACAAAUUCUUGCAUGGAACACUUGAAGUAUCAAUUUUUCAUGCAAUCAGGGACAAUAAUCCAACUUUUCCCUUCAUGGUGAAUUAAAGCUCAUACUAGAAAUUAAACAAUCUCUCUUUUUUUUUCCUUCUGAGUAUUGGUUUUUUCAAGUCUUUUUUUAUUUUCACUAUGAAAAGUGAAAACAAUCCAUUUUAGGAGUCUCUAACCAUUGUUAUAUUCAUGUUUUAUACACACACUUAGGAGUGCAUGGCUUUGAGGGGAAAACCUGCACAUGUGACAAUCAAUCUGGGAGACAAGAUGGUGGCUAAAACGACAAGCGAGCGCGGCCUUGUUUGGAACCAAACCUUCCACAUUCUAUGCGCCCAUCCCGCAGACACGACAACACUCACAAUCGCAUUGACAACAAAAUGUCAUGUCUUGGGGAAAUUCAGCGUCGAAGGAAACCGACUCUUGCAGCACGGCGUGAUCCAAGGGUCAUUCCCUCUGCGGCGUACAAACACCCAGAAGAGGAUGGUCAGUUUGCAGCUGAUGGUGUGGUUCAGACCUGCAGAAGAAUAUGAGGGCAGUGGGUUCUUAGGGCCAAAGAGUAAUAAGAAUGCCACAUUCCCACUCAGAUCAAACUGUGCUGUCACCUUGUAUCAGGACGCACACCAUACGGUUGCAUUUCGGCCACCUUUUGGGAAGCCAAGAAAAUUGUGGGAAGAUAUAUACAAAGCCAUUGAUGGUGCUAGACACUUGGUUUACAUUGCAUGCUGGUCUUUUAAUCCUAAUCUGGUCUUGGUUCGCGAUCCCAUGACAGAAAUUCAACAUGCAAGAGGAGUAAAGCUGGGAGAAUUGCUGAAACGCAAAGCAGAAGAAGGGGUGGCCGUAAGGAUUAUGCUGUGGGACGACGAGACGUCUUUUCCGAUCAUAAAAAACAAAGGGGUGAUGAGAACACGCGACGAGGACUCCCAUCUAUAUUUCAACAACACAAAAGUGGUGUGCAGAUUGGUUCCCAGAGGACACCGUAAGUUACCGCCGUCUGUCGUCUUUACACACCACCAGAAGACCAUAACUGUGGACGUCGCCUGCGGCAUUGAGUCGCCGCCGUGGAUGUUCUCGAGGGAGAGAGAAAUCAUGUCCUUCAUUGGGGGGUUUGAUUUGUUCGACGGACGUUAUGACACGGAGGAGCACUCCCUAUUCCGCACCCUCAACACAGAGUAUCAUUGCCAUGACUUUUACCAGAGCAGCUUGCCCGGGGCAUGUCUCUCUAGAGGCGGGCCCCGAGAGCCAUGGCACGACACUCAUUCCUCUGUCUUGGGACAGGCUGCUCUCGACAUUCUUGAAAAUUUUGAGCAGAGAUGGACGAAGCAAUGCGGCCGUGGCCCCACAUCUCUGGUCCCAAUUAGCUCGAUUCGCGAGCUAAGUAAUAAUUGUAACGGACCCGAAACCAACCCCGUUUCAGAACGGGAUUGGAAGGUUCAAGUCUUGAGAUCCAUUGAUGACUCAUCGACAAACACUCUGCCAAGAAACAUGCAAGUGGAGAGGAGCAUCCACGAAGGGUACGUGGAAGCCAUCAGGAAGGCAGAGAGAUUUGUGUACAUUGAAAACCAGUACUUCAUAGGGGGAAGCCAUGUUUGGGAGCAGGACAAAGACAAGAACAGAAAUGGGUGGUGCACCAACUUAAUCCCGGUCGAAAUAGCAUUAAAGAUUGCGAGAAAAAUCAGAGAAAAUGGUCGCUUUGCGGCAUACGUAGUGAUACCUAUGUGGCCGGAAGGGGACCCCCGGAGCGAUUCCGUUCAGGAUAUACUGCACUGGACUAGAGAAACAAUGAAGAUGAUGUAUGGAAUAAUAGGCGAGGCAAUCAGAGAAAGUAGCAGCCAAACGCACCCCAGAGAUUACUUGAACUUCUUCUGCCUCGCUAAUAGAGAAGAAAAGAUGAAGGCAGGAGAAUUUGUCCCUCCAUCCUCUCCUCACCCUUCAUCUCACCACUACUGCAAGGCUCAAAAACACCGGAGGUUCAUGGUUUAUGUCCACUCCAAACUCAUCAUAGCGGACGAUGCAUAUCUGGUAAUAGGGUCAGCGAACAUGAACCAAAGAUCGAUGGAUGGAGAACGGGACACAGAAAUUGCAAUGGGAUGCUAUCAGUCAUCAAGGAGUAGUGAAGAAGGAAUCGCUACCGAUGAGGGGGACAUUCGCGCGUACCGAAUGUCUUUGUGGUAUGAACACACGGCCGGAAAAGCCACGAGCUAUAGAGAGUUCCUGGAGCCUCAGAGCGUGGAGUGCGUGAAGAAGAUGCGUUCCAUUGGAGAUAAAAUGUGGGGCAUUUAUAGUUCAUCAGGCUCAGAAGACGAAGAAGAAGAAGAAGAAGAAGAAGAUGAUGAUGAUGAUGAAGAAGUAAUUAGAGACAUGGAAGGGGUGCACUUGGUGAGCUAUCCAGUGAGGGUAAGUAGAGAUGGUGUGGUGGAGGAUCUUAUGGAGACUGAUAAUGGCUGCUUUCCAGACACAGACGCACCGAUCAAAGGGAAGAGAUCAAAGUUCCUUGCUCCUAUCAUCACAACUUAAUUGCAACUUAUUACUGGGACGGACACGGAUAAUUCAUAAUUCAUAGAGUGGGAUCACAAAAACGUUAAUGUAAGGAAAUGAAAACAAGAUGAUAUAUAUAAACGCGGAGUAUUAAAAGUCAUACCAUACAAAUCAUAUUACUUCAAUUACACAACGCGCAGAAUAUAAUUCGGAGUUGUUUAAGUUUCUUGAAUCAAAAAAUGUGGUUGAACUUCAAGUCCAACCAGAUGUUCUUGUGGAAGCAUAGGUUUUAACCUUUUGUAAUGAAAUUCUAAACCUAAUACUCCUUAUAAUACAAACUAUUAACAUAUUAAUACCAUUAAUUAAUAUGAAAUUCAUAAUAAAUCUAUAUAAAUCAUAAAUAUAGUGUGUAGAUAUUACCACAUAUCGCAGCUAUUGCCUUCCAACCCUCCAUUAUACGGAGUAUUAAACAAAAGUGAAAUUUGAGAAAUUCAAUCAAAACCCAGUCGCUACAAAACCCAGUCGCUACAAAGUCAUAUUUCCAUUGCAGUAAAAUACACACCAUCUCAAUAAACUCAAAUUCAAUCAAUAGCAAAUUCAAUUAAACAUAAAUCUUUAAAUCCGAAUAGUUAAAUCAAAUUGGGUUUCAUUUACCCCAAAAAAUCAAAUUAAAUCGAAUUUCAUUUACCUUCAACCCAGUCGCCCGCUGAGGAUUCUAGUCAGCCGUCAGGCGCAGCCCAGUUU